AGUCAGAGCAUCCGCCAACUUUCGGAUCCGAUCCGAAACCCUCUUCCCAAAACCCUCGAGCUUCUCUCAUUCGUCUCCGAAGAGAAGCGAGCUUGGAGAGCCCUCGAUGAUGGCUACCAGAUUAGGAGCUCUCCUUCGAAGAAGCAAAGUCCUAACCAUGGCCUCCCAGCUGAGAAGCUGUAGAAAUAGCGUUUGCGGUCAGUCCUCUAUCCUCUCCUCUUCGAGUCCAGCCUUGGCGGAAUCUCUUGCCAGACUUCGUUCUUUAUAUGGAUUCAGAUCGAUGCACAAGAGUUUAUUUGGUACGUCUUCCAGAAAAAUGUGCACCUCUGCAACACUUUUGAAUUCAAACAAGGCAGAGGCUGCCAGUGCUGCUCUGAAAUUGUUAGUCAACGGAGGCCCUCGUGCUCAGAAAAUGGUUGGAAUAUGGCUCUUUGGUUGUUCUGCUUGGGUCUUUAGCCUGGUAGUACUGGGUGGUGUCACACGCCUCACUCGCUCUGGUCUGUCCAUGACUGACUGGAAGUUCACUGGUAGCCUACCACCUUUAUCAGAGGACCAGUGGUUGUGUGAAUUUGAGAAAUAUCAGCAAUCACCGGAAUAUAAAAGAGUGAACAGAGGAAUGAGUAUUGAAGAUUUCAAAUUCAUAUAUUGGAUGGAAUACGCACAUCGUAUGUGGGGAAGGGCAUUGGGUGUCUUGUUUGCUGUUCCAUUUACAUAUUUUCUUGCAAAGGGGUUUAUCACCCGUCCAUUGGGACUUAGACUCUCUAUUCUUUUUGCACUUGGUGCUGGGCAAGGACUAAUUGGCUGGUGGAUGGUGAAGAGUGGUUUAGAAGAACCAGAAUCGGAAUAUGUCCAGCCAAGAGUUAGCCCUUACCGUCUGGCUACACAUCUUACAUCUGCAUUUGCUAUAUAUUGUGGUAUGCUGUGGACUGCACUCUCAGUUGUCAUGCCAGAACCACCAACAGGAUCAAUGAGUUGGGUACAAGGUGCUGCUAAAAUUCGAAAACUUGCUCAUCCUCUUAGCAUGCUCGUGGGCAUAACUGCUGUCUCUGGAGCUUUUGUUGCUGGAAAUGAUGCAGGUCAUGCGUACAAUACAUUUCCCAAGAUGGGUGAUACAUGGAUUCCUAAAGAUAUUUUCAACAUGGAGCCAUUCAUACGCAAUUUUUUUGAGAAUACGUCCACAGUACAGCUCAAUCAUCGUAUCCUAGCAACAACUACAUUAGUUGCAGUGGGUUGCUUCUGGUUGGCCUCAAAAAAAAUAGACAUACAUCCAGCAGUGCGAUCUUUGGUUGGAAGUGUUCUGGGGAUGUCCACUCUUCAGGUAACUUUGGGGAUAUCAACACUGCUGUCUUAUGUCCCGGUUUCUCUGGCUUCAGCACACCAAGCUGGAGCAUUGACUCUGUUAACCCUUGUGAUCCUUCUAAUGCAUACUGUGAGAAAACCAAGUCCAGCUCUUCUCAAAUCCAUGGCCUCACUACCAAAGCUCAAGAGCUAAACCACACCAGCAAGUUAAUGAAAUGCCAAUUAUUUAAGUGCUCAAGAAUGUGUUGCUUUACCAUGUGAAAUAACCAUAUUUGUUGAGCCGUUUAUACAGAGUUUUGCCUCAAUUUGAAGCAAUAAGAAGUUGGUUCAAAA
Dioscorea cayenensis subsp. rotundata (Guinea yam) is the source of this 1632-nucleotide messenger RNA. Its product is annotated as cytochrome c oxidase assembly protein COX15. Gene Ontology annotation, molecular function: oxidoreductase activity, acting on NAD(P)H, heme protein as acceptor. NCBI's taxonomy places the organism in Eukaryota, Viridiplantae, Streptophyta, Magnoliopsida, Dioscoreales, Dioscoreaceae. Gene Ontology annotation, biological process: heme A biosynthetic process. Gene Ontology annotation, cellular component: mitochondrial inner membrane. The coding region runs from base 107 to 1492 and encodes 461 amino acids. The transcript is spliced from 7 exons. The record is from RefSeq and is a predicted model, not a curated record.